GGCAUCGCUGAGACACGAAUUCGUAACUGUGGCCUCAAUCCUGACAUGGGCAAGGUACCUUCAUAGACGUCGUAUCUCAAGCCUCAGCCAAUUCCUCGCUCGCUUUCGUACAUUGGCCCCGACCGUCUGUCCCUGAAGCUGCAUGUUUUCGAGCACGGCCGCCAUGACACCAUUCGCUUCGGUGUAAAUCGUCGUCCAAGUACUCACAGCUGUGCCCCUCGACAUCCAGCUCGGCCGUGCACAAUUAUAUCUCUCGCCCCUUAUAAUCGUGUGCCGUGGGGCUAUGUGUACGGACGGCUCUUGUUUUAUAACGAAGUAAUAUAGAGCCUUAUCGCCUGCCACAUUUCUACCAUCUCGAUCCUAAGACCUUCGGAACACGCGACGACUAUGAGUGGUGAAUAUUCCAUGUAUCACGCCCUCGGGCAAGGCGAGCAAUUCGACCCAAACGAUCCCAAACGAACACAGCCAGCACCUCCUCAGUUCCAGCCGCCUGUCGCUCAACAGCCAUACCAGCAAUAUGGGGCGCCCGUACCUCCCGUUCAGGGUCAAGGUCAGCAGUACUAUGGUAGCCCUCCGCCCCUCGGCGGCGCUUCUCCCGCACGCACUGCGCCUGGCUUCGCACCACCCACGGCAGACGGAGCAGGACUAGCCUCUCAGAUGGCCGGUAUGUCGUUGGAUGGGCAGCACACUGUGCGGAAGAAGAAGAAGGAUCGGCAUGCUUUUCAUACCGUCGAGGCCCCCGCUGGCUCUUCGCAGCCAUAUAAUGGCAUCCCGCCAACAGGCACUCCAGCAACACAAUUCCUUAAUGCCGAUCCCUCUCUCACGGUUGGCGGGCAAUUUAUCGGUGGACCUACCUCUCCGAAUCAGCUCCCAAAUCCCAGCGCCGCGGCAUAUGGCUCUCCGUCUCCGAACCAGUUCCCAAGUCCCGUCAAUGCGCCGUACAAUCCAGCCUCUCCUGCCACGCCAGCUGAAUUCGCCGCCCGGUCUGGUCAACCCCAGGCUCCGGCAUUUGUAUCGGCCUCGGGAGGCAGCAGCAUCUCACCCGACGAGAUCCCCAGCGUACCCGUGUCUAGAGAUGUACCGCAGCAAUAUUACCUCGACAACGUCUACCCUACGUUUGAGCGCCAUGUCCCACCUCCUGCUAUCGCUUCCUUUGUGGCGUACGAUCAGGGCAACUCUUCGCCGAAAUUCACACGACUGACAAUGAAUAAUAUACCCUCUACUGCUGAGAACCUCAGCACCACCGGCCUCCCUCUGGGCCUGGUUUUACAGCCAUUGGCUCCUCUUCAAGCCGGGGAGCUAGAAAUACCCCUUCUUGACUUCGGAGAACAGGGACCUCCGAGGUGCCGUCGGUGUCGAGCCUAUAUCAACCCUUUCAUGAUGUUCCGCUCUGGAGGUAGCAAGUUUGUUUGUAAUCUGUGUACCUAUCCCAACGAUACACCCUCGGAGUAUUUCUGCGCUACGACGCCACAGGGGGUCAGGGUAGACCGGGAUCAGAGACCAGAAUUGACAAGGGGCACUGUAGAGUUCACAGUACCUAAGGAGUACUGGACGAAAGAACCCACCGGCCUGAACUGGCUGUUCGUUAUUGAUGUUACCCAAGAAGCCUUCAACAAGGGUUUUCUGGAGGCUUUUUGCGAGGGCAUUCUCUCAGCUCUUUACGCACCGGAAGGGAACCAGAGUGCAGAAGACAACGGUGAGCCAAAACCGCAAAUACCACCUGGAGCAAAGGUUGGAUUCGUGACCUACGACAAGGAUGUCCACUUCUAUAACUGCAAUCCCGCUCUGGAACAAGCCCAGAUGAUGAUCAUGCCCGACAUAGAGGAUCCCUUUGUUCCUCUAAGUGACGGCCUUUUUGUUGAUCCGUAUGAGUCGGAAGCAAUUAUCACAUCACUUCUUACUCGACUACCGACUCUUUUUUCUGAUAUUAAGAACCCCGAGCCCACAUUGUUGCCAACACUAGGUUCUUGUUUGGCCGCCUUGGAGAAGACGGGAGGAAAAAUGGUGUGCUCAUUAUCGGCGCUUCCGACGUGGGGACCGGGUCGUCUAUUUAUGAGAGAUGACGGGAAAUAUCCCGGCGGUGAAAUUGACAAGAAAUUGUACACCACAGAGCAUCCCGGCUGGAAGAAGAUUGCCGAGAAAAUGGUAGCCGCCGGUGUUGGUAUUGACUUUUUCCUGGCAGCCCCUUCUGGUGGAUAUUUGGAUGUUGCGACAAUUGGUUACGUAUCUUCCACAACGGGUGGUGAAACGUUUUAUUAUCCCAACUUCGUGGCCGGUCGGGAUAACGCCAAGCUCUCACAAGAAAUCAAACAUACUGUUACCCGCGAAACCGGUUAUCAAGCGUUGAUGAAAGUUCGUUGCUCAAAUGGACUUCAAAUAUCUUCUUAUCACGGUAAUUUUGUUCAGCAUACAUUUGGUGCUGAUCUGGAAAUCGGAGUCAUCGAUGCGGAUAAGGCAAUAGGUGUCACUUUCGGCUACGAUGGAAAGUUGGAUGCCAAACUCGACGCGCACUUCCAAUCCGCACUCCUCUAUACCACCGCUUCAGGCCAACGCCGAGUUCGCUGCUGCAACGUGAUUGCCAGUGUUAGCGAUAAUACGAGAGAGUGCGUGAAAUUCAUCGACCAAGACGCAGUAUAUACGAUCAUCGCGAAGGAAGCCGCGUCAAAGCUUUCUUCAAGUUCAAGCACUCUAAAAGAUAUACGCGAGCUUAUAACUGGAAAAACGAUCGAUAUUCUGGCGGGUUAUCGCAAGAAUUUCUCUCAGCCUCACCCACCAGGACAGCUCGUCAUGCCUGAGAAGCUUAAAGAGUUCUCGAUGUAUAUGCUUGGCCUAAUCAAAAGCCGAGCAUUCAAAGGUGGCAGUGAGACUUCAGAUAGAAGAGUACAUGAACUCCGUAUGAUUAGAUCAAUGGGUUGUCCGGAGCUCAGCUUAUACCUCUAUCCUCGCAUGAUACCUAUACAUAACCUCAAUGCUGAUGACGGUUUCCCAGAUGAGAAGACAGGUCAUCUGAAGCUGCCUCCUUCCAUCCGAACAUCUUUCAGCCGCGUCGAGCCGGGCGGUGUCUACCUUGUUGAUAAUGGACAACAGUGCCUAUUGUGGUUCCAUGCGCAAACUUCACCAAAUCUGCUGAUCGAUCUCUUUGGCGAGGGCAAAGACAGCCUUGGCUCGCUUGACCCCUAUAGUUCAACCCUUCCAGUAUUGGAGACACAGCUGAAUGCUCAGGUCCGGAAUAUCAUAGAGUUCCUCCGAACCAUUCGUGGGUCGAAGGCAUUGACAAUUCAGCUAGCAAGGCAAGGCAUCGACGGUGCUGAAUAUGAAUUCGCCAGGAUGUUAAUAGAAGACCGGAACAACGAAGCCCAAAGCUAUAUAGAUUGGCUUGUCCAUAUUCAUAAGGGUGUAACGCUUGAGUUAGCUGGCCAGCGGCGCAAGGAAAACGACGAGGGGAGUUCGAUAGUGUCUAGUUUCUCUGGUCUACGACCUGGUUAUUGGUGAGGUUACGAUGAUGAAAUCAAAAUGUUUAAAAGUUACGCAACGAACGCAUGGCAUUGGGAGGCGCAUUGAAACUUGGAUUGAGAGAGUAAAAAUAUGACGAAAUGUCAGACAAGAAUUCCCCAUGCAAACAAAGCAAGCAAUAUCCUCGUGUUGAUGUUGAUUAUUUGCCUGUUCAUACUCAUGUAAGUAUCAGGAAGAUUAUCUACGCAAUGAACUAGAGCACGAAGAGCAUGUUAUUCGUCUCGAGAUCGCUGCUUCGACUACUUGAUAACAAAUGUGAUGUAUCGCUCUCUUUAAGUUAGUGGAUCUUCUCGUGUCAUGUUGCUCUGUCGAGUGUUCAUGCCGCCUCUACUAUCUUGAGCGGUUACCUAAAUACUAGAUAUGACUUUGACUCAAAAGAGAUAGAAAAG
Xylaria bambusicola is the source of this 3902-nucleotide messenger RNA. RefSeq lists its product as uncharacterized. Gene Ontology annotation, molecular function: SNARE binding; zinc ion binding. The record is from RefSeq and is a predicted model, not a curated record. Bases 388 to 3492 code for a protein of 1034 amino acids. Gene Ontology annotation, cellular component: COPII vesicle coat; endoplasmic reticulum exit site. Gene Ontology annotation, biological process: COPII-coated vesicle cargo loading; intracellular protein transport; endoplasmic reticulum to Golgi vesicle-mediated transport. Lineage: Eukaryota; Fungi; Ascomycota; Sordariomycetes; Xylariales; Xylariaceae. The transcript has 4 exons.